This is a messenger RNA of Eptesicus fuscus (big brown bat), 2045 nucleotides long. RefSeq names its product matrilin 4 (gene MATN4). The record is from RefSeq and is a predicted model, not a curated record. Lineage: Eukaryota; Metazoa; Chordata; Mammalia; Chiroptera; Vespertilionidae. Bases 1 to 1752 code for a protein of 583 amino acids. Gene Ontology annotation, molecular function: calcium ion binding. The transcript has 9 exons.
AUGAGGGGCCUCCCAUGCUCACCACUGCCCGUAUUGCUGCUCCUUCUCCAGCCCUGGGAAACCCGGCUCCAGUUCGAAGGUCCCAGGUGCCGCACUGGACCCCUGGAUUUGGUGUUUGUGAUCGACAGCUCGCGCAGCGUGCGCCCCUUCGAGUUCGAGACCAUGCGGCAGUUCCUGGUGGGCCUCCUCCGCCGCUUGGACGUGGGGCCCAACGCCACGCGCGUCGGCGUGAUCCAGUAUUCGAGUCAAGUGCAGAGCGUCUUCCGGCUUGGCGCCUUCUCGCGCCGCGAGGACAUGGAGCGCGCCAUCCGCGCUUUGGUGCCGCUGGCGCAGGGCACCAUGACGGGGCUGGCCAUCCAGUACGCCAUGAACGUGGCUUUCAGCGUGGCCGAAGGCGCGCGCCCGCUGGAGGCGCGCGUGCCGCGAGUCGCGGUGAUCGUGACCGACGGGCGGCCCCAGGAUCGGGUGGCAGAGGUGGCGGCGCAGGCGCGCGCCCGCGGCAUCGAGAUCUAUGCGGUGGGGGUGCAGCGCGCCGACGUGGGCUCCCUGCGCGCCAUGGCAUCGCCCCCGCUGGACGAGCACGUCUUCCUGGUCGAGUCCUUCGACCUUAUCCAGGAGUUUGGCCUGCAGUUCCAGGGCCGGCUGUGUGGAAAGAACCUGUGUGCUGAGGGGGGACACGGCUGCCAGCACCAAUGUGUCAGCUCCCCUGGCACCUUCCACUGCACCUGCAAUCCCGGCUACCAGCUAGCAGCAGAUCUCAAGGGCUGUUUGGUCAUUGAUCACUGCAGCUUUGGGAAUCACAGCUGCCAGCAUGAGUGUGUUAGCACCCUUGCUGGGCCAAGGUGCCGCUGCAGAGAAGGCCACGACUUGCUACCUGACGGGAGGAGCUGUCUUGCUCGGGACCUUUGCAAUGGCAUAGACCAUGGAUGUGAGUUCCAGUGUGUGAGUGACGGCCUCACCUACCGCUGCCUGUGCCCUGAUGGACGGCAACUCCAGGCAGAUGGCAAGAGCUGCAACCGGUGCCGGGAGGGCCACGUGGAUCUGGUUCUGCUGGUCGAUGGCUCCAAGAGCGUGCGCCCUCAGAACUUCGAGCUGGUGAAGCGUUUUGUGAACCAGAUCGUGGACUUCCUGGACGUGUCCCCCGAGGGCACGCGCGUGGGGAUGGUGCAGUUCUCCAGCCGGGUGCGCACCGAGUUCCCUCUGGGCCGCUAUGGCACCGCGGCCGAGGUGAAGCAGGCGGUCCUGGCUGUGGAGUACAUGGAGCGCGGCACCAUGACUGGGCUGGCGCUGCGCCACAUGGUGGAACACAGCUUCUCCGAGGCGCAGGGCGCGCGGCCCCGCAUCCUCAAUGUACCUCGCGUGGGCCUGGUCUUCACCGAUGGCCGCUCCCAGGAUGACAUCUCAGUGUGGGCUGCGCGCGCCAAGGAGGAAGGCAUCGUCAUGUACGCCGUGGGCGUGGGCAAGGCAGUGGAGGAGGAGCUGCGCGAGAUCGCCUCGGAGCCCCCAGAGCUGCACGUGUCCUACUCCCCUGACUUCAGCACCAUGACGCACCUGCUGGACAACCUCAAAGGCAGCAUCUGCCCGGAGGAGGGCAUCAGCGCCGGGACAGAGCUUCGGAGUCCCUGUGAAUGCGAAAGCCUCGUGGAGUUCCAGGGCCGCACGCUGGGGGCGCUCGAGAGUCUCACUCAGAACCUCGCCCAGCUGACGGCGCGCCUGGAGGAUCUGGAGAACCAGCUGGCCACCCAUAUGUGAGGCCCGCGGUGGCCCGGACCGGGCAGGGGUGAGGCCCCGAGGACUAUGCUCCCUCGUGCGCCAUCGGGGCGCCAGGGCGGGACUGAGCCGGAGCCCCUUGGGCUCGGGCUGUCGGGGACCAGGGGCUGGCGGGUUCCCAGCGCUGAGCUGGCCUCGCCUGGAUCACAAGCCUGACUGCGGAGGACCGGGGACGCGUGCUAGAUCCGCACGCCCUCACCGCUUGCUUCUCUGCUCUCAGUUCUUUGUUGGAUUUCUUGUUUGUUUGUUCGUUUGUUUUCUUUUUCUUAAAAAAA